Vicia villosa (hairy vetch) is the source of this 382-nucleotide messenger RNA. RefSeq lists its product as uncharacterized. NCBI's taxonomy places the organism in Eukaryota, Viridiplantae, Streptophyta, Magnoliopsida, Fabales, Fabaceae. The transcript has 3 exons. The coding region runs from base 17 to 382 and encodes 121 amino acids. The record is from RefSeq and is a predicted model, not a curated record.
GUGAAUUUGCAUUAUCAUGUCAAGGCCUGUUGAGAGAAUAGCAGAGAUCAAUGAUGGAAAAGAGCUUUGGAAGAUUGUUGUUAGGAUUCACCACCGAUGGAAAGUUGUCUCCAACAGCAAGGAACAUUUUGAAAUGAUCUUUGUUGACAAAUUGGGAGAUGAUAUUCAUGCUGUUGUUCCAGCACCGCAUGUGUCGGUUUUCACCGAAAAAUGCUUAUUAGGCCAUACUUAUACUGUAUCUAAUUUUAAGGUGGUGCCUUAUGUUCUGGCCUUCAGGGCAUCGGGACACAGAUAUUUGAUAAAGUUUACUGCUGGAACGUCUGUUCUUGAUGAAGACAAACAUGAGAUACCCCCGAAAUCGAUUUUAUUUACAACCGUGUGA